Gambusia affinis (western mosquitofish) is the source of this 4259-nucleotide messenger RNA. It is a transcript of the gene myadmb, whose product is annotated as myeloid associated differentiation marker b. Bases 300 to 1181 code for a protein of 293 amino acids. The record is from RefSeq and is a predicted model, not a curated record. Lineage: Eukaryota; Metazoa; Chordata; Actinopteri; Cyprinodontiformes; Poeciliidae. Gene Ontology annotation, cellular component: membrane. The transcript is spliced from 2 exons.
AGCGGAGGCCCCCGUCAUUUCGCCGUCAUCGUCGUUGGAGGAGGAGCAGGAGGAGUUCAGACAGAUGUGAAUAACGGUGCAUAUGUUCACAGCCUAAUUUGGUUUUCUGGGCGUGGAGCCGCUGUUCUGGGGGUGGGUUGGAAAAUCCAGCCAGAGGGCUGAGGAGUUACAAUCUGCAUCUUUCUACCUCCGCUUGCUCUGGAGAACAGAGACCAGCAUCAGAAAAAAAGCUUACCAUCUUGCUGAAGGCUGGCAGUGAAAAUCUGCUUCAGGAAGAAAACCUUUGGAUAAAUCUCACCAUGCCUAUCGUCUUGAAGUCCAGUCCUCUGCUCUGGACGCGGCUUGCUGCGCUGGUCUUCACCUGUGUGGCCUUCUCUGUGGGUUUGCAUGGGGCCAGAAUCUACCGCGGCACUGGAGACUUUUGCAUCUUCUGCUGGGCCUUCAGCUUCGCCGGGACUCUUCUCAUCAUCCUGGUGGAGCUUUUCGGCCUGCAGACCAGAGCCCCGGUUUCCUGGAAGAACUUUCCCAUCACCUUUGCGUGCUACGCCUCCCUGCUCUGCCUGUCGGCCUCCAUCAUCUUUCCCAUCUACUUCCUGAGGGGUUCCGGAAACCAAAGCGAGAUCCGCGACUUCCGCAUCGUGUGCACCGUUUUCUCCUGCCUGGCCACCAUCGCCUACAUGAGCGAGGUCAGCCUCACCAAGGCUCGGCCGGGCGAGGUCGUCGGCUACAUGGCCACCGCUCCGGGACUGCUCAAAGUCCUGGAGACCUUCGUGGCCUGCGUCAUCUUCGUCUUCAUCACCGAACCCGUGUUGUACGACCGUCACCAUUCAGUGAAGUACUGCAUGUCGGUGUACUGCAUCUGCUUCAUCCUGACUGCGGUCAUCAUCCUCCUCUGCAUCGGCGAGUGCACCGGGUUCCUUCCUUUUCCAUUCGCCCGCUUCCUUUCCGCCUACUCACUGCUGGCUGUCGUCCUCUAUCUGUCAGCGACCAUCAUCUGGCCGAUAUUCAACUUUGACCCCCAUAAUGGCGGCCAGAAACAGAGACCAUACAACUGCAGCACCGCGGUUGGCUUGUGCACUUGGGACAAGUGCAUGGCGGUGGCCGUGCUCACCGGGCUCAACUUUAUCCUCUACUUGGCUGACCUCAUCUACUCCACCCGCCUAGUGUUUGUCAGCGCCUGAUUGUAGGAGAAGGAAGUUGGGCUGAAAGUUACAAAGGUGCAUUAGGGCCAUGUAGACAGAUAAUAACAGAGGAGGACAUUUCUGUCCAUCUCAGAAAUUCUUAAAAAAAAAAAGAAGGAAAUUUCUGCCUUUGAAAAGGCAAAUAUUUGCAAGAAAACAACUCAAAUUUUGAGAUUAAUCUAAAAAAAUUUCCAGAAAAAAACUUUCAAACGUUGAAAUUUUUUAAUUUUGUCAAAUUUUUUUUGCAAUUAAAAUCACUGAUCUGUGGAACUAAUUUAGAAAUAUUUGCAAAACAUUUUGUGAAGUUUAUGAUUAUGUAUGAUGACAAAUGUGACUUUUUGUCACUGUUCACAUCGAUCACAGACUAUUGCUGCGUUCCAGUUACCUAGGGGGCAAAAACUUUCUGAGCUCCAAAGAUUGCAAAUUUUUUACUUUUGAGACUUAGAAAAUUUUAAGUUUUUUCUAGAAAAUUUCUGAGAUCAAUCUCAAAAUUUCUGAGUUUUGUCUUGCAAAUUUUUUACUUUGGAGCUCAAACAUUCCUUUAUUUUUUUAAGAAAAUUUUUGAGAUUAAUGUCAAAAUUUGGGGGGGGUUUUCUUGCAAAUUUAUUCUUCUUUUCAUUCUACAAUUCAUCAAUAUGCCUUUGUAGGCAGUGUACUCCAAAGGAAAUUGGAUUUGGUCUCCUAAUUCAGGGCUGUAAAACUGCUGUCGAACAUACUGCUGCAAGAAAACGUCUGUUUCCUGUAACUGUACUAGUUCCGAUCAUAACAAGGAGAAGUGAUGCAAAAUUACUCUUUGGUUGUUAAACAGGAAUGAAUUGUUUCAAAAAAGGCAGCGGAAAAAAAGCAUUUUGAAAAGGUGUAUUAACCUCGAAGUAGGAUUUAAAUCUUGUGCUCUUUCAGACUCCAGGGCCAAAUUUAAUUUAGUUGAAGUAUACUGCGGUAAUGAGGAUUUUAGACAAGAAAGUUUUAAAGUCAGUGGUCUAGUUUACAUCUACAAAUAUAAUUUCUUAAAAAACAAAGGCUUUCUGUGCAGAUGAUUAGGACAACUGGGAAAAAAAUAUUCUUUUAUUAUUUUGUUCUCAAACGUUUAAGGUCAGAAUACUGAGUUUAAAAUCUGAUUUCUUAGAAAAAGGUCAUAAUUUUAAUUGUUUUAGUAUCUCUGAUUCUCUUCUGUAUUUCUCUUUACUUUUUGCUCCCACCAACCUGAAUUUUAAGUAACCAUAGCGCGUUGUUUCUAUAUAAACGUGGCGUCUUACACUUCCACGGGUUCUCUGCAAUAUAUUUCUGACUCGAUUAGUGCAUAAUUUCUACCGGAUUUUUACAAUAUAUGAGCUACUACAAUGGACAGAGGAACUAAGAAGUUCAUGUCAUCUUUUAUGGAUGAGAUCAAGGUGUUUGAGCCACACGAUGCCUCCCACAUUGUGCACGACACAGGAACAUGCUUUCGCUCCAUGAGGAAAACGGCAGAUCCACACACCCUCGUCUACAUCAAUAUAGCUGUGGACAAGAUCACUGAUGCCUAUUGUUCUUGCAAGGCUGGGUACGUCGGGCAUUCAUCGUUUUGUAGGCUACUUUUAAAAUCAGUGGGUGAUUUCCUGUGUUUUAUUUGGCAAAUGUUUGAGUGUUUAAGCCCGACACACCGUACUUGGUGCUGGAGUGGCUAACACGAGUAACAGUUUAGUCCAAAGCCUUUUCUGCUAAAAUAAAAUCGUUGGUGUAUGUCAGAUACAGUACACAUUGCAUAUUGAUCUGUUUAGCUAACGUAAGACUGUGUAGCAGACAGGCUUAAAGUUGUAUCAGUACUGCCACUGUGCUGUACUUAGCUAACGGGAAGCGUGUGUUUGUAGCCGCGCUACCACGCAGAAUGGGCAUCAGCCAAUGAAAAGCGACCCCUGUGGUAAGGUCCGUUGACGAUUCUCAGACGCCGCCAUUGUUUUUGUGCUUUGUUUGUUUCAACAUCCGGACAACAGUGACGUCAUUUGCGAUCAGUCCCAUUUCCCACAGAAAUAUUAAAAUCUUAAAACUACCCUAAACAGAAGAAUGAUCGAGGAUGAAUCAUUUAAAAAAAUACAAACGUAAAGAUACUUGAUUGUUUUAAAUAUAACAGUGAAUGUUUGGAGAAAUAAUAACAAAAAACAGUAAAGUAAUACGAUCAGACAAAUCCUCAUUUGAAUCUGUGCAACUCAAAAUACAAUGCACUGCCUCAACACAGUUUUCUUAUACAUGGCGACAUUUUUCCUUCAUUUUUAUCUAUUUUUUAAAAGUGUUUUAUGAUUUCCUUCUGCUUUGUAAGACUGUCAUGCUUUAUGUUUCAUCUAAUCCAGAAAGGGCUUUUUUCCCCAUUAAACUGGUUUUCUUUACUUAUUAUGAUAUUGCGUACUGUGGGUAUUGUCUGAAUUGAUGGAUUUCUCUAAUAACAACAUGAGAAAAAUGUCCAAGUUAAAGUAGUCUGAAAGAAAACUAAGUAAAUAAUCUAGAUUCUUAUUGCAUGAUGUGUGUUCGUCAAAUGUCACAUAUCUUAUUGUGUAAGCCACAAAUGGGCAAAAUGAUCAUUUUUAAAUGUCUGUAGUCACUUAAAAGCAAUUUGAAGUCUUUAUGUAUACACUUUUUGAAGCUUAUAUUUGUUGACAGUUUUCCAAAAAAUAAAAGUUGUUAAUUUUUCUCACAACCUUUAAAAACCAAUAUGUCUAGUGAUUGUUAAUGAAGAGUUAAAUUAAAUAAAUUUUCAACUUUUUAACAUAGGUUCUGGGCUGGCAUUUGCUUCCCAUAAAGUUGCCUUGCAAGCUGGAAUAUAAAAAUCACAACAUUAUAUAUUCCUAAUACUUGUAUGUGCUAAAUAUAGAUUUAUUGUCUGUAUGGAAAAAUGUUUAAAUCAGUUACCGAUAAAUGAAUUCUUCAUCUGCUCCAUUGGUCCUGGACUGCUGAGAAAAUACUUAAAUGAAGGUUAUAAAAGUAGUACUUAUUUUCCUGUUGGUGGUUUUAUAUGUUUUUAUAUUUCACAAGUUUAGGUGUUUAAGUCACAUCAGUGUUAUAAGAAAUCAUGUAAUCAUGACAAUAAAAUCACACAAAAGAAAAAAA